AUGCCAGCCAACACAAGAACAUUGGUAAAUGUCGCUUCAGGAGGCUCAUUAAAAACAAAAACUCCUGAGGAAGCACUUGAACUAUUGGAAUUAGUAGCAUCUCAAGAAUUUGACAAUGCUCCUACUCCAGUUGCACCCAGAAGUUCAAGAAUCAUGAAGCUUGAAGGCUAUGAUGAGGCUCAUGCAACUGAGGAUUGUGAAUACAUCAGAAACACAGAAAAGCAACCAGCAGAGGCCAAUGCACUCUGGUAUGAUCAAAAGAACUCGAACAACCAAGGAAGGAAUCGAUAUGGUAACCAAGGGUGGAAGAAUAACAACCAACACCCUGGGUUGAGUUAUAAGUCAAACUACCAGCUGAAUCCUCCUAUGCCAUUGCAACAACAACCUCAAGGUACCACAUCCGAGUGGGAAAAGGCGUUUGCACAGUUGUCCAAGACCACAUCCGACUUCAUUCAAAAUGCAGAUGCCUUCAGAGAUGAAACAAGAGCUUCAUUCCGGAAUCAAGAAGCUUCGAUCCGGAACUUGGAGACUCAAAUUGUUGUCAAUCUAAGGGAGCAUUGCAAUGCUAUCACCACUAGGAGUGGGACAGUGAUUCAACCUGUGGAAAAGCCACCAGUUGAAAAGAAGAAAGAAGCUGAACCUGAAGUUGAGAAAGAUAAAGAAGAAGAUGCAGUAGAAGCUGAAAAAUGCAUUCCAAAGAAGAAGCUGUUCAAAUGGGAGAAAAAGAAAGCUCUGGAUAGGCAACCAAAAGCGGCAGACUUGUCUCCAUUUGCAAAAGUUCCAUACCCUCAGCGGUUGAAACAAGAGGUCCAGAAACAACAAUACACCAAAUUUCUGGACAUCUUCAAGAAGCUGCAAGUCAACAUUCCUUUUGCUGAAGCUUUAGAGAACAUGACCAACUAUGCAAGGUUUAUGAAGGAUCUAUUGUCAAGGAAGCGUAAGUUGCAGGAAUGUGAGACGGUGAUUCUGACGGAGGAAUGUAAUGCUAUCAUCCAAAAGAAGUUACCUACCAAAGUCAAGGAUCCAGGGAGCUUCAGCAUUCCAUGCAUUAUAGGCAAGAUGGAAGUAGACAAUAAGCUGGGGAUAACCGAAGUGAAGCCCAUAAAGACGAUAGUGCAACUGGCUGAGCGUUCUUCAAAGCAAGCUUACGACAUCAUUGAAGAUAUAUUGGUUAAGGUUGACAAGUUCAUCAUUCCUGUUGAUUUUGUCAUCCUUGACAUUGAAGAAGAUGCCACAAUUCCUAUGAUUUUUGGAAGACCCUUCUUGUCAACUUCAGGAGCACUGAUUGAUGUACUAAAAGGCGAGUUGAUAUUACGGGUAGACGGAGAGCAAGCAACUUUCAAGUUCAUUGACAAAGAAGUCCCCUCAUCUGUAGCUCAACCGAAAGAUCAAGUCUACUUUAUUGUUGAAAAGAAAGGUGAAGAAGAACACAAUGAGGAGUCUUCUCGAGAAAGUAAGCCAAAAGUUAAGAUGGAGAAACCUAGUAGCGAAGGAAAGCAUGUAAAAGUCAAGUUCAAAGUUCCUGAGACUACUUUACCUCAUCCAUAUGCAGAAGAACACUACGGUAGGACACAAUUUAUGAAUGAUGGAGCUUGGUUAUCACCAAGAUCAUACUUUGAGCCACCAUGA
This is a messenger RNA of Gastrolobium bilobum, 1629 nucleotides long. RefSeq lists its product as uncharacterized. NCBI's taxonomy places the organism in Eukaryota, Viridiplantae, Streptophyta, Magnoliopsida, Fabales, Fabaceae. The transcript has 4 exons. The record is from RefSeq and is a predicted model, not a curated record. The coding region runs from base 1 to 1629 and encodes 542 amino acids.